Molecule: messenger RNA, 762 nt
Organism: Penicillium malachiteum
Lineage: Eukaryota; Fungi; Ascomycota; Eurotiomycetes; Eurotiales; Aspergillaceae
Product: ankyrin repeat domain-containing protein
Exons: 1
Coding region: 1-762 (253 amino acids)
Molecular function (GO): protein binding
Source: RefSeq, a predicted model, not a curated record
AUGCUGCUUGAGAAUGGAGCCGAUGUCACCGCCCAGGGCGGCCUUCACGGAAAUGCGCUCUGUGCUACUUGCGAUAAGGGACAUGGCAAGAUUGUACAGAUGCUGCUCGAUAAUGGAGCCGAUGUUAACGCCCAGGAUGGCAUUCACGGAAAUGCGCUCCAGGUUGCUUAUUCUCGAGGAUAUGACAAGAUCGUACAGAUGCUGCUUGAGAAUGGAGCCGAUGUCACCGCCCAGGGCGGCCUUCACGGAAAUGCGCUCUGUGCUACUUGCGAUAAGGGACAUGGCAAGAUCGUACAGAUGCUGCUCGAUAAUGGAGCCGAUGUUAACGCCCAGGAUGGCCUUCACGGAAAUGCGCUCUAUGUUGCUUGUUCUCGAGGAUAUAACAAGAUCGUCCAGAUGCUGCUCGAGAAUGGAGCCGAUGUCACCGCCCAGGGUAGCAUUCACGGAAAUGCGCUCUGUGCUGCUUGUGAUAAGGGACAUGGCAAGAUCGUACAGAUGCUGCUCGAGAAUGGAGCCGAUGUCACCGCCCAGGACGGCCUUCACGGAAAUGCGCUCCAGGCUGCUUGUGAUAAGGGACACGGCAACAUCGUACAGAUGCUGCUCGAGAAGGGAGCCGAUGUCACCGCUCAGGAUGGAUAUUAUGGAAAUGCGCUCCAGGUUGCUUGUUCUGGAGGACACGACAAGAUUGUACAGAUGCUACUAAAGCGACAACCCGAUCAAUCGAUACCUUUGCCCUAUCCUAAGAGGCUCAAACUGCUUUGA